AGUUCCGGUUAUUUUCCCCAUCUUACACUUUGGUUUUGUACUCUUGGAGUAUGGUUACGAGCGACGUCGCGAGUGACUAUGGUGCUCUGCUUAUUGGUGGUCUCCUGGCUUUCGGCCUCUCUGGUUGUGUUGGUAUGCAGUUCAUAGUGUAUUGUAGGACAUACCCAUCUGAUUCACCGCGUAAUAAGACAAUGGUUGUUUCAAUCUGGCUCCUGGAUCUCUGUCAUUCAGCGUUUAUUUGUGCUGCGUUAUGGGAUUCCAUCAUAGUCCAGUAUGGUGAUGUUUCGAGACAAGAUCGCAUCCCAUGGAGCGUUGGCCCUACUGUUGAACUAACUGCGAUGCUCACCUUUGUGGUUCAAAGUUUCUUCGCAUACCGGAUAUAUAGGCUAAGCAAAAAGAAGCUGACGGUCGCAGGUCCUCUUGCUUUACUUGCGUUCUGUCGACUUGUGGCCGCUAGCAUAUCCAUGGGAGAAAUGCUGAAGCUGAAACAAUACACGUACUUUGAUCGCACUUUUCCAUCCUGGGUUUUUACCCUAGGACUGGUUCUCUCGGUCGCCGUAGACGUUAUGACUACGAUCUUCCUUUGCUUUUUCUUGCGAUUAAGCCGUUCAUCAAUUUCAAGCACAAAUCGGAUUAUAGAUACUCUAACAUUGUAUGCAGUACAGAACGGUUCUAUUACAUCUAUUGCAGCCGUUGCAUCGCUGAUUUGCUGGCUAACGAUGCCUCAAAAUCGAAUAUUUUUGGGUCUCCAUUUUGUGAUAGGGAAAUUUUACGCCAAUUCGUUGCUGGCAACCUUGAAUUCACGAAAACGUCUACGAGAAGAGCGCUCUCAAGGCACACCAUCGGGCAGCAAUCCACUUCCUAUCAUUUUCCCGGAUAAUUUCGAUGGUAGAGAAGGAGAUUCCCGUAGAAGUUAUUUCGUGAGUCCUUCGUAUACCAACGCAAGCAUUGACUAAAAUUCCAUGAUUUGCUAGAUGCGCCUCCACCAACUCCCACUAAGGCAGAACGUGGCCAGUCCCACCGACUCGUUACCGGUAUGUCUUGAAUAAGCAUCUUUGUAAAUUUAUACUUACAACGUUUUCUCAAGAUGCAAGUCAACGUGGAAAGGACCAUAAUAUCCAAGUUCGACGAUCCACCAUCGCGGGCAGAAACGUCUGACAGUGAUCGUAAAGUUCCUAGUGACUUCCUUCCUUAG
This is a messenger RNA of Serpula lacrymans var. lacrymans S7.9, 1195 nucleotides long. RefSeq lists its product as uncharacterized. The record is from RefSeq and is a predicted model, not a curated record. Bases 51 to 956 code for a protein of 301 amino acids. The transcript is spliced from 19 exons. NCBI's taxonomy places the organism in Eukaryota, Fungi, Basidiomycota, Agaricomycetes, Boletales, Serpulaceae.